UUUGUGCUUAAAAGCCGCGAAACGAAAUCCAAAGGAGUUUUGGGAAUUCACAGCAUUCGACGGGUUUGAAAUCACCGUAAGGUAUAACGGAAUGAAUGACACGUUAUUAUUGCACUAGAGAAACACGGUAGCAGCCAGCCACACACUAUGGAAAAAGAGUCCGAUACGUCACCUUUAAAGGAAACAUCUGAAUUAGCAGAAACAGCUCGUUCAGAGGACGAUUCUCCUAAAGAACUUUCAGAGGAAUGUAGAAAAUCGGAUACUAAGAAAGUUGAUAGCGAUUCAUCGGAUUGCAAAGCUGGUAAAUCAAGUAACAGUAAAGAAAAAACUGGUUUAAAGGCUGAUAGUUCGAACACAAAAAGUAAAGGAAGUGUCGAUGGUCUUAAAGGUGCAAAGGGGAAAAAAAUAUUAAAGUCUGAUACGAAAACUCAUGUAGAUAAAGAUCAAUUAAAUCCAGAUGUACAGGAAUUAAAUAGCUCUAAAAUAACAUCCAAUAGUGCUUCAGUUGAGAAGGAGGACUCUGCUUCAGUAUCACCAAACACUGAGGUAGCUUCAGGGAAAAAAUCAGUUUAUCCACCAGAUCCACCAGAACUGCAAAAUGAUGAAUCUCAAGAGGCAGUAGACAGCGUUGUCAGUGAAAAUGCUUCAGAAAGUCAAGCAGGAGAAUGCACUAGUGAAGAUGGAGGUACUAAGGACAAACCCACAUCUCCAGUUUAUAGAGAAAAUGAUGAAAUUCCUUCAGUUGACUCAAAAAAAGAUGACAAUGAUUCUGAUAACCCAGAUAAAGACAGUGCAGUGGAUAAAACCAUCAUUGAGCCUGAAAAUACUGAAUUUGUACAAAUAUCUCAAGAUAAACAGGAUGAUUCUCAAAUAGAAUGUCAAUCGAUAGAUGCAGAAGACCCAUUUGGAGGUGAAAAUCUUGCAUCAGAAAACAUGGAACCAAUGGAAACUGAAGCGGGUGAAGGAAAUUUCCGAAAACUAGGAGAUCAAGCUGAUAAUCUCCAAGAUGUAGUAAAUGCUAAAGAUGGUAAAUUCAAAGAUAAUUAUGAUGAUGAUAGCAAGACGGGUGCAGGAUCAGAGAAUGAAACGGACAAAACUAUUCUUGAGGAUACGGUUGAGCCAGUAAACAAUUCCCAAAACCUAACUGCAACUGAAACUGAAGAAUUUGAUGACUCUACAAAUGACGUUGAUAAAUUAUCUAAAAAUAAAAACAAUGUAUCUUCUAAUAAGUCCACAAAGGAUAAACCACAAAUCGAAGGUGUGGAUGAUUCUGAAAAAAGUAAUAAUGCCAGCGAAAUAACACAAAUGGAAACGGAUGAGGAGCAAUCCACUGUUUUGCCUGGUCAAGAUGAUGAAUUAUGCAUAAUACCAGACAGUAUGAAAGUAAUUAUUCCACAAAAACCAACUGAAACAGAAAAUAAGGAAUCCACUGAAAAUGAAAAGUCAGAAGAACCGGCAGUCAUCAGUGAGUCCAAAAAAGAUGGUGAAGUUGUCAAGAAAAAAGCAACUAGAAUUACAAGAAGAACUUCCAGUGAUUUAAAAGAGUCUAAGUCACAUAGUACAGAUAGUAGCAAUGAGGAUAAAGCAGAUGAACAGAAGAAACGAGAUACACCUGGUGAAAAUGUGAUCACAACAGAUAUUAUAGAUGUGGACGAAGAAUCCAAAAAUUCAGAAAUUGAAGAAAUUCUUUCCAAGGAAAUAUGCAAGCAAUGCAACGAGGAGAAACCAUGUAAAAUUAAAGUUAAAGUUGGAUCAGAGUGUUUCAGUGUAUGUUCCAAAGUAUGCCAAACUGCAUUUACCCUGGCAAACAAUAAAGCAACGGACAUACCAAGUGAUGGCGUUAAUUCUAAACGUGAAAAGCGAUGUGCAAAUUGUCUUCUUAUUGUAGAACCAACUGAUGAACGUAAUCUGUCUUGGGAAACAAUGGAGUUUUGCAAUGAGGAAUGUUUGGGAAAAUUUCAAAUAAAAUACGGAAGUUAUUGUAGAAAUUGUAACGGCUCGGUUCAAGCUGUAAGCCUUGGAAAAUAUUGUGUGCGAUUUGGUUACGAUGUUAGACAAUUUUGCUGUUCAACCUGUCUGGAAGAGUUUAAGAAAGGUCUUAAAGUUUGCAGUUAUUGUCAAAAGGAUAUAAGCUCAGGAGCUGAAGGUUUUUUAGCACCCGUUGGUGAUAAAGGACAAUUUAAAGACUUUUGCACUCAGGAUUGCAUGGAAAAAUAUACUAAAAUGAGUUCUGCAGAGCCACUUUGUUCGGAAAAGAAAGCAUGCAGUGUCUGCCAGGAGGAAAAAAUUGUACACUGCGAAGUUCAAAUAGGUAGGACCAAUUCAGUGGCAAUUUGCAGCGAUCCGUGUUUUGCGGCAUUCAAGUUUGUUAACAAGGUUGAUCCUGAUCAGUGUUCAACGUGCAAAAAAUUCUUUGAACUUCCAAAUAAGAAAACCUUCGUUGUAUUCUAUGAGAACGAGGCUCAUACCUUUUGUACUAAAACGUGCUUGAACAUUUUUAUAAUUACAAAUAGAAAAAUUGUACCUUGUAAUUGGUGUAAGGUGAAGAAGUAUAAUUUUGACAUGAUCAAAAAAGAACUUAAGACUGGACAAGUGAUGAUGAUGUGCAGUUUAAAUUGUCUAACACUAUAUCAGGUAUCCAUCAAUGCCGUUUCUGCGAGACGCAUAAACUGCGACUUCUGCAAAGAAUUUUCUCAAGCCCAAUAUCAUCUUACCAUGUCGGAUGCGACGAUACGAAAUUUCUGUUCGUACAAUUGUGUGAUGAACUUCCAAGCCCAAUACACAAAGUCUCCAAUCACAAUACCUUCCAGCGAUGACCCAGUUCCAACUGGCAUGCCUAAACGAACAAUACCACAAAGAACGAUAAUUCCAGCUCCUCCAAAACCUACUGAAAUUCAACCUAAAAAAAAUUUGCCUGUGAUUUCUUCGGUGACGAGUUUAGCAUCAAUGGGAAAUGGCCAAUCUCUAAGUCAACAAGCCAGUCCAACCAGUCAGCAGAACGUUAAUACUUCAGUUAAUAACGUAGUUCCAGUGCCCCAAAGUACGACCGUCCAUGGUCAAGCUACGCAAGUUAUUUACAAGCAACAAGUGAUAACCAGGCCACCUAGUCCAGUGAAGGUUCACAAUAAGAGUACACAGUGUAAGCCCGUAGUACACACCAAAGGUGUCUCUGUCCGACCUCACCCUUGCUCCAAGUCCACCCAAACCGAUGAAAUUCAACAAAUAGCUGUCCCAAUCCCAGUGCCUAUUUAUGUACCAGUUCCGAUGCAUAUGUACAGUAUGCCUUAUCCAGUUCCAUUUCCAUUUCCACUUCCAAUUCCAGUUCCUAUUUUUAUUCCAACCACAAGAAACAGUGCUAAAGGAAUUUUUAAAGAUAUCAAAAGGAUACAAGAGAAAAUACCAGCCGAUCCUUUUGAAGCUGAAUUGCUUAUGAUGGCUGAAAUGGUAGCCACUGAGAAAAAAGUAAAUGAAAGUGAUUCGGAUUCAGCUGAAGACAACAGGGAUGACGAUGGCGAGGAACGGGGGAAUUCGCAUACCGAUGGUUUUAGUCCAGAUGCAGUUGACUCCAGUAAUACAUUUGGUGACGAUAUGUUGCAAAUGGCAUUAAAAAUGGCCACUGGAGAAUUGGACGAACCAGCUGUAGAUCUCGAAGCUGCACUAACACCAAAUACUAUUACAGCGACUCAGACUCCUUCUCAGCCAGAAGCAGCCAUGGAUAAUGAUGUUCAACCAGAACGACUUAUAGCUGCUACUCGUGGCAGAAAACGUAUAGUUUCUUACAAGCCAAGAUCUACACCAAGUAAACGAGGUAGGAGAGUAUCGGGAGCAAACGAUAUACCACUAAUGCCACCUCCAGAUUCUCAACCUCCUCAACCGAGAAUUAUGGAACCAAUAGAGAAGCCCGAUGCUAAUAUGGCUCUUAAGUAUACAUUCGGAGUAAAUGCUUGGAGACAAUGGGUUGUUACAAAAAAUGCAGAGUUAGAGAAACAGAGUACUCCAACAAGGAAAGUCAAGUUAUUUAAGACUGACUUAUUACAAUUGACAGCGGAUGAGUUAAAUUAUUCCUUGUGUCUCUUUGUAAAAGAGGUUAGGAAGCCUAAUGGUGCUGAGUAUGCACCUGACACGAUAUAUUACUUAUGUUUAGGAAUACAACAAUACCUGUUUGAAAAUAAUAGAAUAGACAAUAUUUUUACGGAUUCGUACUAUGAAAAGUUCACAGACUGCUUGAACGAAGUUGCAAAAAAAUUUUCCGUUCUUUACAACGAUGCCCAGUAUAUAGUGACAAGAGUUGAAGAAGAACAUUUAUGGGAGUGUAAGCAGCUCGGAGCACAUUCCCCCCAUGUGCUCUUAAGUACUCUUAUGUUCUUCAACACAAAACAUUUCAAUUUGGUGACAGUAGAAGAACAUAUGCAGCUAUCGUUUUCGCACAUUAUGAAACACUGGAAACGAAAUCCAGCAGCACAACCUGCUGCAAUUGCAGGAAAAGUCCCUGGUUCGAGAAAUGUUCUCUUACGUUUUUAUCCACCACAGUCCACUCUAGAAGCAAACUCCAGGAAGAAAAAAGUUUACGAGCAGCAGGAAAAUGAAGAAAACCCUUUAAGGUGUCCAGUUAAACUGUACGAAUUUUAUUUAUCCAAAUGCCCAGAAAGCGUAAAAACUCGUAACGACGUUUUCUACCUUCUGCCAGAACGGAGCUGUGUACCGGAUAGUCCAGUUUGGUAUUCUACAUCACCUCUCGCCAAGGAACAUCUUAUAAAGAUGUUGUAUCGCGUUAAGAUGGUCAAAGAAAUUAAUGUCGCCUUACUGACCAGUUAAUUUUAUUCAUAUUUACAUUCGCAGAUUUCCAAUCAACUGAUCUAACAUAUGUUGUUAUAUGUAAUGUCAUUACAGCAUUACACAAUUUGUGAGAAUUAUAUCUUCAAAGGCCUGUAUAAUGAAAAGGUUACACCUUUAGAUAUGGCCCUGUAUUGAUUUUGGAAUGCUAGAAAAACACGUUGAAAUAAUUUCCGGAAACAAAGUUAUUAGAGCAUUUAGUGCGCAUUUUGGAAAUACGUAUACGUCAAGCCAUUUACGUCGAACGAUGUUUUUCGUGGUUAUAACAUGUUACUGUAAUGAAAUAUUGCUAGUUUUACAGUCACACGGUACAACAUUAGCACGAGCGGAUGCUAGUAAGUGGUUUUAUGACGAUAAUAAGAAACGGCCUGAAGUGAAUACAUUGUCAUUGUAAAACGUGUAAUUUGGAGAUAGACACUGGGUUUAUGUACCAAAAAGAAUCGUUCCCCAAUUAUUUAAGGAUACAAUUUAUUUCUCAAAAAAUUGAACAUUGUAAAUAGCGAAUCAAUAUCCUCUCAUAUAGAAACUUAAACGCCAUAUCUUUAUGAAUUCUUGUAAGAUGUUUUUUUUUACGUAAUCUUCCAAAUAACUUGGAACAAGUGGAAUAUUAUUAAGAUGUUAGAUAGAAAAGCUCGCUUUGGUUCACACAGAAAGUGUUAAGAGACUCAAUGAGACCGAAAUAAAGUCUUAAUGAAGUAAAUGAAAUUUUUACACAAGUGGAAGCGUUGUAGUAUAAAACGCGUAUCUAACUUAUAACUGAUGUCUCUACUGUAAUCUUAGAUUAGAAAUCUCAUCUAGGAAAUGCAAUAUCUCAUUUUGAGUGCUGAAUACGGUAGUGUACAAUAACGGUCUUGUGAAAUAUUCAGUGCAAUAUUGAAGUAGCUUAACAAUGAGUCCCUGGAUUACAAACGACGUAGUAACCAAAAUACUGAAAUUCUUUUUGACAAGUUCGUAACAGCUACACAAAAAGGAACUUAUUAAAAUAUGUUUAUAUUUUCUCAACUCACUUGUGCGUUCUUGACUCGUGAAUACUUACGUGUAACAUUAUCAUUUUACAUUCAUUGAUACGCUCCACCAAAAGAGAAAAAAAAACUAUUUUCUUACUACUCAUCUCUUGCACAACAUACAUGUAUGUUUAGUGUGACGAUAGAACUGAAAACAGUGUAGUAUAUGUGUACAACUACAACUGCUUCUACUUACGCCCAAUAGAUUAUUUCACACCAUAUUUCUUACAAAUCCAAAAAAUCGUCAGGAAUAACAAUUUCACGUGUUGUUAAGAUUUAAAAAAUAAACAAGUUACAGAAUCGUGCAACGGAAAAUCAUAAGAAUGAAAAAGUAUUUUGUAAAACCAUAGCAAUCAAUUAUUACAUUUGUGAAAUAACAUUGUUAUAAUUAUUCAUUUUGAUAUUUUGGACCUAGGCACAGCGAAUGUAGAUUUAUUUUAUAUAUCGUUUUUUUUUUAGAACAAAUCUUUUCCAAUCCUUCCCUGUAUGUAUGAAGUUUCUAUUUUUAAAAUUAAGUACAUCUAAACUUGUGCAGUUCGUACAAAUGUAAAAAUAAAGGACUUAGCAAAAACACUUUGACAACCUAUACUCGUCUUUAAAUUGGAUGCAGAUUUCAGUACAGUGCAAACAGAAACACCAAUGCACGCCAUGAUACGACAUUGAAUUCAUGUAU
Orussus abietinus is the source of this 6510-nucleotide messenger RNA. It is a transcript of the gene woc, whose product is annotated as zinc finger MYM-type protein 3. The transcript has 12 exons. The record is from RefSeq and is a predicted model, not a curated record. NCBI's taxonomy places the organism in Eukaryota, Metazoa, Arthropoda, Insecta, Hymenoptera, Orussidae. Gene Ontology annotation, molecular function: zinc ion binding. Bases 148 to 4815 code for a protein of 1555 amino acids.